ACCGCGGGCGGCCGAGGGGCGGGCGCGCCGCUGCAUCCCCAUCCCCGGCGUAGCUCGGCACAGGGCGAGCGGCGCCUGGCCGGAGCGGGCGAGCGGGCGCAGCGCCGAGGCCCGGCCAUGGCCACCACCAGCACCACGGGCUCCACCCUGCUGCAGCCUCUCAGCAACGCCGUGCAGCUGCCCAUCGAUCAGGUCAACUUUGUAGUGUGCCAACUCUUUGCCUUGUUAGCAGCCGUUUGGUUUCGAACUUAUCUACAUUCAAGCAAAACUAGCUCUUUUAUCAGACACGUAGUUGCUACCCUUUUGGGCCUUUAUCUUGCAUUUUUUUGCUUUGGAUGGUAUGCCUUAAACUUUCUCAUACAAAGUGGGAUUUCCUACUGCAUCAUGAUCAUAGCAGGAGUGGAGAGCAUGCACCACCCGAUGAUGAUCAUUACACAGAAGAUCACUAGUCUGGCUUUCGAGAUUCAUGACGGGAUGUUCCGGAAGGAUGAAGAAUUGACCCCGUCGCAGAGGGGAUUAGCUGUGAGACGCAUGCCGAGUCUCCUGGAGUAUGUAAGUUAUACCUGCAACUUCAUGGGUAUCCUGGCAGGUCCUCUCUGCUCUUACAAAGACUACAUUACUUUCAUUGAAGGCAGGCCAUCCCACAUGUCACCGUCAAGUGAGAAUGGAAAGGAAGAGGCACAGCAUGAAAGAGCAGAUCCAUCUCCAAACGCAGCAGUCACGGAGAAGCUCCUCGUCUGUGGACUCUCUUUGUUGUUUCAUUUGACCAUCUCCAAUAUGCUACCCGUGGAGUACAACAUUGAUGAGCAUUUCCAAGCCACUGCCUCAUGGCCAGCCAAAGCCAGCUAUCUGUAUGUCUCUCUUCUGGCUGCCAGACCUAAGUACUAUUUUGCAUGGACCUUAGCUGAUGCCAUUAACAAUGCUGCAGGCUUCGGUUUCAGAGGAUAUGACAGGAAUGGAGUGGCUCGUUGGGACUUAAUUUCCAAUUUGAGAAUCCAGCAAAUAGAGAUGUCAACAAGUUUUAAGAUGUUUCUUGAUAACUGGAAUAUCCAGACAGCUCUUUGGCUCAAAAGGGUGUGUUAUGAACGAGCGACCUUUAGUCCAACAACCCAGACGUUCUUUCUCUCUGCCAUUUGGCAUGGGGUCUACCCAGGAUACUAUCUGACGUUUCUAACAGGCGUGCUAAUGACAUUAGCAGCUCGUGCUGUGAGAAGUAACUUUAGACACUACUUCAUUGAACCCCCUCAACUUAAGUUAUUUUAUGACAUCAUAACAUGGGUAGCAACGCAAAUAACAAUAAGUUACACGGUUGUACCGUUUGUACUUCUUUCUAUAAAACCAUCAUUCAAAUUUUACAGCUCCUGGUAUUACUGCCUUCACAUCUGCAGUAUCUUAGUGUUGCUGUUGCUGCCGGUGAAAAAAUCUCCAAGGGAAAAGAGCACACAGGAAAAUGUUCGGCUCUCACGAGCCAAGAAGUUUGACGAAAAAGAAAAUUCUCUAGGACAAAACAGUUUUUCCAUGACAAAUAAUGUUUGCACUCAGAACCAAGACAUUGCCUCUAGACACUUGUCACUAACACAGUGACUGGGAGAGCGCAUGAUGGCUGUUUCCCGCCUGUGAACAGAAACCAGUCCUGAUGCCUUUCCAGAGACAAACUGGGUGGAAACGGGACAGUCUCAGAGAGGGGAUUUCCUGUACACCAGAU
Messenger RNA from Phodopus roborovskii (desert hamster), 1705 nucleotides. Its product is annotated as lysophospholipid acyltransferase 2-like. Gene Ontology annotation, molecular function: acyltransferase activity. Gene Ontology annotation, biological process: lipid modification. Gene Ontology annotation, cellular component: membrane. The record is from RefSeq and is a predicted model, not a curated record. NCBI's taxonomy places the organism in Eukaryota, Metazoa, Chordata, Mammalia, Rodentia, Cricetidae.